AUGUCUACCGUGCUUCAAGCUUCAAGAGCUAAAGAAUGCUGGUUCGUCGACAUAGUAACGCUUGGGUGUAGCGAGACAGCGCGCCAAGACUGUCAGCAAUGCCAAUGGCAUAGCGUCGAUCUGAGUGACGCGGUAAUUGCCGAGACCUCUCUUCCCACCACCACCAUACACCUCCUUGCUCUGCGACCUGCCCAACUUUCUCUCCUUAAAUUACUGCAUCCUCCUAGGAUGCACUCGUGCACGCACUGUGGAAACAUCUGUCCAUCCAUUUACCCCUAUACCGAUACAGAAGACGCAGAAAUCUUCAACCGUCUACGACUCAAUAUAUUUCCCUCACAAACGGACGCUGCUCGUCUGAAAUCCGAUAUCACUUUUCUUGAAGAGGAAAUACGGGAUUUGAACUCCCUUCUCGAUAAACUUUGGCACGAAAAGCAGAUGCGGGAGAAAGCGAAAGAAAUUCGACAGUCUCUACUCUCGCCCAUACGUCGCAUUCCUCUCGAAAUAUGGGCUGAGAUCUUCCUUUACGCCAUCCCAGAGCCGCUUCCUUUCCUCGAUUUUAAGGGAAACUUGAUCGCUGAGAUGGACUCGGACAUCACGACAAUGGAUUCACCAUGGCUCCUUACGCACGUAUCCAGCUAUUGGCGAAAACUUGCAAUCUCCAUCCCGUCCUUGUGGGCAACUGUAUCGCUCACGCCAGACAUAACACCCCAGCAGGAGGCGCUUGUGCGACUUCAGCUUGCUCGCUCGCAGGACUGCCCCUUACACCUUCAACUCCGAAUUGAGGAGUACGAUUCUGAGGACAUUGGACAUCUCAGAACACUCCUUUUUCCACUUUUCCAUCGUUGUGCUACACUCGAGUUGGCCACACCUAACACGGCGAUCAUUGAGACCUUGUGUUGCCACCCUGCAGGUUUACCAUCGUUACGUACUUUAACGAUUCGCCGUGUGUCUGGAGCUCAGCCCGACAAUUCAAAGAUGCAUGAUGAACGUGUCAACGUAUUCAUGAAAUCCCUCCACCUUCGCGCCGUUAAUGCAGACUUCUCCCUCGUCGAACUCUCCCUUCCUUUAACUAAACUCAGGUCACUCGUCCGAGUCCCAUUGGCAACGUUUGAACAAAUACAGGAUAUCGUGAAUGCCGCGCCGGAGCUGGAACAUCUAGAAUUCUCGUUCGUCGAGAUGGGCUCAGGCCUCAGCAUACCGCGGUGUGAAGGUUUACCGAUGAUUACGCACAAUAGGCUGCGGCGACUACAUUUGUCAACAACGCCCUCCGAAAUUCUCUCAUCUCUGAAGCUUCCGGCACUGCGGCGUUUGUCGCUUGAAGAGGGCGGGUUCAUGAAUGGUCGGAUGGAGACGUUGCUUGAGUUUCUCCGAAGGUCGGGGUGUGUACUGGACGAUCUCACUAUCAUGCAUACGCAGGAUAUAUUCCCUCUUCUGCGUGCAGUACUCGAGCACUCGUCGCACACGUUGACACGGCUAGCUAUCACUGUGCCGUGGGGAACCGCUCAGGACAUAUACCGUCUCCUCACAUUAACUCCCGGAUUGGAACUCAUGCCCAAUCUACAGAAACUAUCCGUACAAGAUUGGCCCGAUUAUGUCCCCACUGGCAUGACGACCUUCUUUGGGCCGGGGCCGAACUCCCGUUCAUUUUAUGAGAUGGUUUGGUCACGGAGGUCAAGGCUAAAUUUUGUUUCCCUCUUUUCACGGGAAUUGCACAGUCUGACUCCUGAACUGGAGGCACACGUAUCUCGUCUUCAGGAAAGAGGCAUCACCGUUGAACUUUUUGGCGUUAGUUACUCCACCCGUCGUCGUAUCUUUCCGUGA
Molecule: messenger RNA, 1821 nt
Organism: Desarmillaria tabescens
Lineage: Eukaryota; Fungi; Basidiomycota; Agaricomycetes; Agaricales; Physalacriaceae
Exons: 2
Coding region: 1-1821 (606 amino acids)
Source: RefSeq, a predicted model, not a curated record